Messenger RNA from Paramisgurnus dabryanus, 2059 nucleotides. Lineage: Eukaryota; Metazoa; Chordata; Actinopteri; Cypriniformes; Cobitidae. The record is from RefSeq and is a predicted model, not a curated record.
UUAUUUCCCGGAUACAUUUCACUAUUUAGCUUCACUCUGCUUUAAAAGGAAAAGUUCGAAGAGUGCUACGUUUUAAAUGAACUCAUGCUGACGAAGUACACGCGCUCCUGCCUUGCGUCUUUUAACCUUUUCGUUUACUUUUGAAAGAAAAGACAUCAAAGCUAUGCUACAGAGAAAGUAAGUUACAUAUUUUACAUGAAAAAGUGCAUGUUUAGUUAAACAAAUGCGCGAAAGUGAUGGCUGCGCUUAGGCGUAAAUUUGGAGAAGAUUAUCAGGUGGUGAACACGAGCCGAGGCGCGACUUUCUCCAGCGCGCCCGUAAAGAAGAAACGCCAGCGCUUCGUGGAGAAGAACGGACGCUGUAACGUGCAGCACGGCAACCUCGGCGGAGAGACCAGUCGUUAUUUAUCGGACCUGUUCACCACCCUUGUGGACUUAAAGUGGCGCUGGAACCUUCUCAUUUUUAUUCUCACAUACACCAUCGCCUGGCUAGUCAUGGCCUCGAUGUGGUGGAUCAUUGCAUUUAUAAGAGGGGACCUGAAUCAUGGCCAUGACGCGACCUACACUCCAUGCGUCGCCAAUGUGUACAACUUCCCGUCAGCGUUCCUCUUUUUCAUUGAGACCGAGGCGACCAUUGGCUAUGGUUACCGCUAUAUAACUGAGAAGUGUCCUGAGGGCAUUAUACUCUUUCUCUUCCAGUCUCUACUGGGCUCAAUAGUGGACGCGUUUCUUAUCGGCUGUAUGUUCAUUAAGAUGUCUCAGCCAAAGAAACGCGCAGAGACGCUUAUGUUCAGUCAGGACGCGGUGAUCUCACAGCGAGACGGAAAACUCUGCUUAAUGUUCCGCGUGGGCAAUCUGAGGAACAGCCAUAUGGUGUCCGCGCAAAUCAGGUGUAAACUCAUAAAGUCUCGUCAGACACCGGAGGGUGAGUUCCUGCCACUGGAUCAGUGUGAACUGGAUGUGGGGUUUGGAACAGGCGCUGACCAGCUCUUCCUCGUCUCUCCUCUCACCAUCUGCCAUGAGAUCAACCCCAAAAGCCCUUUCUUUGACCUGUCCCAGCGCUCGCUUAUGAAUGAGCAGUUUGAAAUCGUUGUAAUCCUGGAGGGCAUUGUGGAGACAACGGGGAUGACGUGUCAGGCCCGUACCUCGUAUACAGAAGAUGAGGUGUUGUGGGGUCAUCGUUUCCUGCCCGUCAUGUCUUUAGAGGAGGGCUUCUUUCGGGUGGACUACUCCCAGUUCCACAGCACAUUUGAGGUGCCCACACCGCCAUACAGUGUAAAAGAAUGUGAAGAAAAAUCCUCGCUUACCUCUCCAACGGCCACUCCGCACCACGAGCACGCAUUCACCAUGGAUUGCCUGGAAGCGGGUGACGAAGGGGCUGGUCCAGGUUCUUGCAAGCUACCCAGUAAACUCCAGAAAAUGAAUUCAUCCGGCAGAGAAGAACUGCAGAGAAAAGUGUUGCGUCUCAGCUCUCAGCAGUCAGAGAAAGCGUCGAGCACAGGAGACCUUCCACUUAAACUGCAGCGCCUUGGCUCCAGCCCCGUUCAGGGUGACGGAGAGUCACGAUUCCACCUCAAGGCCCUAAAGGUGGGCUUUCAGCCUAUGGCCUUGUCCACUGGAGACCUACACCAUAGGAGCCUCCCUCAAACCCCUGCGGUCACGUAUCCCCACACUCCCCUACAUACGCCUAUGUCCUCUACUGGUGGACGACCAGAGGACAACCUGCCCCCCAAAUUACGGAGGAUGAAUGCGGAUCGCUAACCAAUAAGUGCAUUUGGAAUUGAAUGAGGACUUUUGUGGAGAAAGGUAAAAUGUAAAAUAACCUUGGAUGACUGCAGAAUGAAUGCAUGGGGUCAAAAACUGGUAAGAGGUGAAUAAUUUAUAGAAAGCAUGGGCUGUGGAAUUUAGUUAGUUGUUUGGUCAUUUAUCUAUCGGAAAGCACAAAUGAACGGGAAAGUACUGUAAUUUAGCAGUUUACUGGUGACUACAGUCACCCAGUGUAUCUCUCGUGCACACUUAAAGGAUUAGUCCAUAUUCUUCAAAAAAAUCCAGAUAAUUUA